AUGGUACUUUAUAAUAGAGUUAUGGUGCUCGUUCUUGCUAUUGGAGAUUUACACAUCCCUCAUAGAAGUCAUGGACUUCCUAAUAAAUUUAAGAAACUUUUGAUUCCUGGUAAAAUUCAAAAAAUUUUAUGCACAGGCAAUAUAGUUGAUAAGGAGACAUUCGAAUACUUGAGAACAAUAGCUGGAGACAUGAUUACCGUCAAAGGUGAUUUUGAUGAAAACAAUAGCUUACCUCAAGCUAAAGUGAUUACAGAAGGUCAAUUACGCAUUGGUAUUAUUCAUGGACAUCAAGUGAUCCCGUGGGGAGAUGUAGAAUCAUUAGACAUCACAGCAAGACAGAUGGAAGUCGAUAUUUUGCUAUCAGGACACACACAUAAAUUUGAAGCUUAUGAAUAUAAUGGGAAAUUCUUCAUUAAUCCCGGUAGUGCCACCGGUGCUUAUUCUUCUAUGCCUGAAGCAACUGAACCUAUUCCAUCUUUUAUAUUAAUGGAUAUUCAAGGAAACACAGUAGUUACAUAUGUUUACAAAUUAAUAGAUAAUGAAGUUAAAGUUGAAAAAUUGGAAUAUACAAAGUCCACUGCAGAAACAAAAAUGUUAUAA
Messenger RNA from Cokeromyces recurvatus, 600 nucleotides. Its product is annotated as vacuolar protein sorting-associated protein 29-like protein. The record is from RefSeq and is a predicted model, not a curated record. The transcript has 5 exons. Bases 1 to 600 code for a protein of 199 amino acids. Gene Ontology annotation, biological process: retrograde transport, endosome to Golgi; intracellular protein transport. Lineage: Eukaryota; Fungi; Mucoromycota; Mucoromycetes; Mucorales; Mucoraceae. Gene Ontology annotation, cellular component: endosome; retromer complex.